UUUAACCAAAAUUACCAUCUUACCGCAAUUUUAUCAUAAUUUUGAGUCCAACGGCUAAUUUUACAUCUCUGUUUGCGACUUGACUAAAUCUGUGUUAGCCUCCGGAUAAUUUCAAACGAUAAACACAGUCUGAUGUAUAUCGUGACCGCUCGAGGACAAUAGCCGCGUGUGUAUACAAAAACAUUUGUGUUGGUCUGCCGUCGAGUAGUUUACUCUGUCGGCAGGGAAGGACACGUAGAAUGGCACGUAAGUCAGUGUGAAAUGUUCUAAGCAACUUUUAUAAAAUGUCACCAUCGUCGAUAUAAAAUCUCCACGAAUAUCGUUCGUGAUAAUAUUUCAGCUUUUAGCAUACGGCUGACACGUAAAAUCUUUUGACACUAAUUCGUUGAGGACAGAGAUAGAGAUUUGCGAAUGUAUAUUUACUUCGGAACUUCGGUUCUGUCGCGAUGCAUAGUGAUAUCUUGUUAAUUGUGCGCGAUCGUGAUUAGCCGCGAUUCUCCGAUCGAGUUUCGUUCGAAAUAUCCGAGAACAUUAACGGUGCAAUAUUAUAACAGUGUGACGGUGCAAAAGGACGCAACGACGAUCCGACGAGGGGAACCCAAGGAAUCGACGACGAGGAUCCAACGGCGACAAGGAGGAUCCAACAAGGACGCAGCAGCGAGAAUGCAAGAGCGAAUAUGCAACGGUGACUCGUUUGACGCUGUCAUAGAGAACGACGGGCAACCUGAGUGCGACUGCAAGAGAAGACGCUUCUCCCAUCUGCAAAGACUGGCAAAGGUCGGUAAACUGAGUUGUUGCUCAUUUGUCGAGGACGACGUUCCGUCCACACCGUGGCAGCCGCCCGAUCGCCGGGAGCACAAGCCAUUCAACGGGAUUUGCGUAUUGCCGAACAUGCCGGACGUGGACACUUUGAUCCAAGAGUUCGAGGCGAGCUACGCGCCGUCGACGAGCGAGAAGAAGAAUCGAGAGGACGUCGCGAAAUCGAAGGGCAUGUUCGUCAAGAGGAUCAUCGAGAUCUACGAGAUGAAGAACGGGGAAGCCGACCAGGAAGCGACCGUCGAGGACAAACGAAAGCCGAAGAAGAACCGGAGCGGUGGUCUCUUCUCGGCCGUCACCGGCAUCCAGACGCCGAAGAAACCGGAAGAGAGGCGAGACGGCGCGGAAAAGCGCGAACUGGCUGACGCGACGGAUCCGCCGAACUGCGAUUCUCGCCGAGCUGGCGCGGGAGCCGCGCGGGAAAACGACAACGACGAAGAGGAGAUCGAUCGCGCCGAGGAGCCGUUAGAGUUGACCGUUGCGACUCCCGACCCCCGCGCUUCGUCUCUGAAGAGGGAGGAAGGAAAGACGAAAGAGAAAGGCAAGGGGAAAAGUUCGAGGAAGUUGCGGCGGCUGCUCGGCAAGUUCAGCAGGAGCGAUUCGAGGCGCGCGACGAGAAGAUGCCGACUGCCGUUCUCACGGCAGGACGAUCUCUGGCACAUAAAGAGGAAGGGACGAAUCUUCUCCGGGUCCCCGGUAAACGUGCAUCCUUCCGUAAGGGGAAGCGGCGAAGCGAUUCGCGCGAUUUCGCCGUGCGCCGCCGGAGGCGGCUCGCGCGACGUGCACGACGACGAUAAGUCCCCGGCGAUCGUAGAGUCGCAGGAUGACUCCGGCAACAGCUACAAGAACCUACAGAUCGAGAUGUUCGACUUCGAGGAGGAGGGACGUUGGUCCGAGCCGCGGGAGGAUAUCGAGGAUUUCGACGACUCGCUGAGCAUUAGGAGCGUCGAUCGAUUCUUACCGAGUCUCGAUCGGCGAAACAGCUUCGACGAGAUAACUUGCCUCGUCAGCUCGUCCUCUUUUGAGGACGACACGAACGACUGCGAGAACACGGAAACGUCAGCCGUCGUCGACGAGUCCGCUGAGGACGCCGAGCACUCCGCUCAGCGAUCGAAGCUGUACAAGAAAUUGUCGGGGAGGAAGUCGUUGAAGAAGAUGCUGUCGUUCUUCAAAACUAAGCGAUACUUCGAGAAGAAGGCCAAGAACCCAGUCGACAAGGCGAAGUUCAACUGGCGGGACACGCAGCGGAAGUCGCAGUGCACGAUGCUCAGCCCGGACUCGGGAUUCGGCGAGCAAUCCGCCAGUUCCCCCGGCACCUCUUUCCUCACCGCGGAAAAGUCGGCGAGCAACGUUCGCCACGAGGAGUCGCCGUUGACCUUCAGGACCUUCCGCCCGUCGCGAGACUCUCCUCCUCGCGACGGCGUCAGCAAGUGGAAGCGUCGUCCGGUGCUGAACGAACUGUCUCGCGAGAACUCCUCUUCCGUGGCUGGACAGACCUCCCGCCACGACCUCUUUCCUGCGAACUCGCCCCCGCGGAUCCUCAAACAUCCCUACGUGAAGGUCUUCGGGAACACCUACCUCUCGCUGACGAGGGUGGAUGAGGUAGGCGAGCAGCUCGACGUGAGCGAACUGCGACACGAGUGCAGCACGUCGUGGGAUUUCUCCCAAGAUGGAUGGGUAUCGUCGUCUCCGUAUCACGUCUGCGAGGAGCCAAGGUGGAGGUCGACACCCACGCUCGCCAGCUUCGCCAGGGAAUCGUCCUUUCAUGAACCGUUCAUCCAGGGUAAGAAGCCGCGGAUCAACAACGUCUGUCGACACGACGCGAGGAGAAAGCCGAUUUUCAGCACUGGCUCCGUGUCAAGUAUCAGCGGCUCGCCCUGCUUCGCCACCGUGAAGCCGAGGAAUUGGAGAUCUUACAUGCGCCCGGAGAGAUCGUCUGAGGAGGACGGUGGCAUCAGAAGGCGCGCCUCCUUAUGAGAGGCAUCGGCGGGAUCCUCGAAAGGGCCGAUGAGUUCAUAAUAGCGCGUUCGAGCCGCGGUUUAAUUAAACUUCGCCGUUCGGGCGCACCGCGCCGGAGAUAGCCCACUAAUGCCCGCUCGUAGUUAAUUAACUCAGGUAGACAAUUUAAUUUGCUGGGAAAAAUAUAGUGCCGGGGCGGCGGCGAUUAAAUCAGCAAAACUAGCGAGUGCGUCGAACGCGAGCUCUCGGUGGAGCAACAAUUGUAAUAUUAAUUGUCUCAUCGCGCGUGUACAUAAAACGCGGCGUUUUUGUAAUUAGUCAACCUGUCCAUCGUGUAUUAACGAGAGACCCGAGCGUCAUUGACGCUAAUUGCCUCGCCAAUCUUGCUUCGCCUCGACGAAACGACGGUCGAAGCUCCCGCCUGAGCGAUCGAUGCUCUUCGCAGAAUAAUAAUAACUUACUUGUGAUCACCUGUGAUAAAGGGCUGCGAUUAAAGCCCGUGAUAUUAAAGAUAGUCUGUGUAUCGUGGAUCGUAUUCCUACGUUUAGGUUUACGAGAGACAACUGUAAGUGUGCGAGGUCCAACUACGUGUCGAUAUCAUUCGUCCCCGCGAAUCUCAGGACGCUGUUCCGUGCAAUCCGGUAUGAUUUUUUUAAUCCGGCAAAUUCAAAGAUACCGAAGUUGACGGUGGAAUUUAUCGACUGCCGCACGCGAGGCUAAUUCUAUUGCGGACGUUUGAACUUGCUUAAGAAUUUUUGUAUGAUCUUUUCCCCCCUCGCUCUCUCCGGCGCGUGUUUGCGAAAUGAAGAAGGAUGCUGAAACGUCGUUUGCGAACGAGCUCUACUUACUUUCCUCGCUAAGAAAAAAAAAGACAACCGAUAGCUUCCAUCUCACGACGGAUUAAUAAUAUCGCAAAGAAAGAAAUCUCGUCUUCGUUUCUCGCGAAAUGACACACGAGGAUUUGUCCGAUUCGGUAUACGUCUGUACACCCGACGAAGAAGUUUACAGCGAAGGCCGAUAUCAGUGUAAAGCUUAUAUGUAUACUUAGUGUCUGACGAAGAUGCACUUUUCGAGUCUCUCGUAUUUCUCGCGGAAAUAUCGGAGGGGAUCUCGUCGAAUGGCGUCGAGAACGGAGCUUUAUAUUGGAGUAAUUUUACAGCCCUUGACUCGUCGGAAGCUGUCGAUAUUGUAGCUUAAGCACUGAGCAAGUCGACGUUCAGUGAUGCGGCGCGCCUGUAAUUGACUACACACAUUAAGGCACAAUCAUUUUGUUUUUCC
Molecule: messenger RNA, 4053 nt
Organism: Dinoponera quadriceps
Lineage: Eukaryota; Metazoa; Arthropoda; Insecta; Hymenoptera; Formicidae
Exons: 3
Coding region: 664-2793 (709 amino acids)
Source: RefSeq, a predicted model, not a curated record